This is a messenger RNA of [Candida] anglica, 3270 nucleotides long. The record is from the annotation of a GenBank genome assembly. Lineage: Eukaryota; Fungi; Ascomycota; Pichiomycetes; Serinales; Debaryomycetaceae.
GGAUACACAUUUACCCAAAUCUAUGGCCAUACACUUUGUCUGUACUUAAAUUAAGAUUCACAUUCCUUUCCAGUUUAAGACUCUAUAUAUCUAAUGCCUCAUGAUAAAACAAACACUACGAUAUAACACUCGAAUCCGAGCUUCUACGAUAGUUCGUGUGACUGGUAAACGAACUCGAUUCUUUGGUUCGACCGUCGAUAAUGUUGAGCCCUCUCAACAAACCCCAGUGGAAGAGAUAUUCAACAAAGUACAAUUUGGUACUUUGCUGAAAUUUAUAGAUUUUUCAUAUCUUGAGAUCAACAACAAUACAUAUGACAAAUUUGAUCUGGAGAAGAUAAUUCAAAAACAUUCAGUAACUACAAAUCCUCGAGUCUCGGAUAUAGAACAAGAGAGUAGACAGACGGCUCCAAUACCGGGUACUCUAGUGGAAUUCAUCGACACUACAGCCAAUCAUAAUACACAUAUUAGAGCUACAUUUGGAAUAGUGGUUGAGGAAUCCAAUGCCAAAUUUGAUGAAUCCAAUAAUAAAUUUACUGUACUAACUAUUGAUAACCAGUUAUUGAAAGUAAAUGCACAGGAUAUAACUAUAUCAUUCCCCAGAGUAUUCUAUUCCCAAUGGAUAAAAAGUAUCAUCCCCAAUGAACGAAAAAGACUUGUCUCAAUAUUGAGAUAUUUCAUAAAUGAAUCAAUAGCAUUACAAAACUUCCUUGAAGAUGAGUUUCAGUUUGACACUGCAUUUGCUCAUCAUGCUAAUUCAAAUACAGUCAUGCCUCUAUUGAUUUCAAGCAUGAUAAGGUCGUUCAAACUUCCUCCAUGGAAAUCUCAAGAGAUCGAGUCUAGUUACUUUAAAACUUGCGCAUUAAUGAUGGCUUGUCAUAUGCAUAUGUCCAAUAAUCCUAACCAAUGGAUGGUUCCUACAAUGUUACCCGCCAAUCGAGUAUCGAACGUAUCACUUGUAGAUGGGUGUUCAAACACCAUGCCUCCAUUGAAAGUUUAUUUAACCCAAUCGAUUAAAAAUCAUGAAUCGAUAAAGGAAGUACAAACUAGAUUUGAUAAAGAUAUGACAUAUACUGAAGAAUUGAAAAAUUUUGUUAAACAAUUGCAAGAUAUGCAAUCAAAUGAAAGUACUCGCAAAUCUUCAGAAGAUCUUACCAUUUGGUUUACCGUUUGGGAGGGAUCUCAAUAUAUUCAAUUGAUCAACUUGAUGAAAUUAUACGUGAUUUAUCCACAUCAUGAAUUAGAACGAUUACUUGAGAAAAUAUUGGUUGGACCUAUUGAAGUUCAAGAUAUUUCUCCAACGAGUGUUUUCAAGAUUUUAAACGAAUGGAAUGUAUACGAUCCUAGAGGUGAACGGGAGAAAGCUUCAGAUAUUGUUCUAUCUGCGAAUAUAAUGGGAUCUCCCAUAUUAAAUCAAUUAUCAGUAUCUUCCACUAAUGAUUUAAAUCCUUUAGAAUCUCAACAAAUUCUGAAUUAUUCAUCUAAUCAAAAUGAUAAAUUCCCCCAUUUAAGAAGAAAACUUUUACCUGAAAAUAUCUUGUAUGGACUUAUUAGAGAUGGUGAUCCUUCUGGAACGUCUUCGUUGGCAAUAUCAAUGUCAAGAACCAAUGAUCAUAAGCAUUGGAUUAAUGUUCAUGUUCAAGAUAUUGCCACCAGGUUAUCCCCAAACAGCAGAUUGUUUGAGAGUAUUUCUACAAAUUUCAGAUCAGAUAUUCAAUUGAGAGGUAAUUUAAAUCUCUUUAAUUCAAAUUACCUUUCCAAACAUGCAUUCAAAUCUAAGAUAAUUAAUAAUGAUUUUAUUUCUGUUGGUGAUAUAUCAACCAACGGGAAAAAAGGUAUAACUGAUAUAAAAGAUCAAUUAUCCUGUAUGACAAUAUCCUUUCUUUAUAGUCCUUAUAAGAAUGAUCCAUUUGAGGAUAUGGAAAAUGAAAUUCAAAUUAAUUUUGAUGAUAUUUCGAAGUGUCAAAUAAAAAUUGUCCCACUGGAAGAACUUGAAAGAAUUUUAAAAGGUACCAAAAGCUCUAAAUUUCGACUUUUCAAGAAAAGAGAAGAUUUCAAUUCAUCAGACUUUAACGACAUAGAUAUACAUAACAUUCGAUUUAUUAGUAAUGUCUUGAAAACUUACAAUAAAGUAAGAAACAUUCAUAACGCAGCAUUGUUUGAUUCAAGUAAGCCAUGUGAUUUGACAAGUUUAGAGUUGAAAGGGGUAUCAGAUAUUGAAAAUGAAUCAACACUUUCCAAAAAUUUGGUAAGAGAGGUGACUCUGUUCUGUGGGGAUAUGACAUCAUUAUAUUGUUUUAAGAAUGAAAUCCCUGCCUUUACCCAUAAUCAAGAUGUUAUCGAAGAUGAUUGUUUAAAGAAGAAUGAAGGAGUAGAGGAAGAGGUAGAAGAACUCAACUUGGAAACGAUGUUCAAGAAAAACGUACCAACAGAAAAAACAUUUGAAGAUGAUCUGGAAGUCAUUGAAACAGAUACUGUUUUAAUUCAUCACAAUAAUGUAUUAUUACCUGCUUUCCGAGCAAAUUCGUAUUUCCAAGUUCUUAUGUCAAGAGAUUCACAUGGGAACAUUCCAAUAAUUGGGAGAGUGUGUAGCAACAAUUUCCUUGUUAAAAGGAAAAUUGAAGUGUCACCGGAGAUAAUCCGUCCAUUAUUGAGAGAAGGAUUGAAUUCUGGAUAUGUUGAUGUUAUCAAUGGAAACAAUUGUUAUGAAUCAUUAUUAAAUCAAUACCAAAUCUUGAGUCAUUUACAAUCUUUGAAAUCGAACGAAUCGAUGAAUUAUAUGGAAGAAGUUCUGAAAUUUAGUUAUUUGAUAAGAAAUGGAUAUCCCAAAGAACCACUACAUUGGAAUGUCUUGGAGGAAGAAGUGGCAACACUUGAAAUAAUGAAGGAUUUCAGAGAUUUAUUUGGAAGUAUUGAGAAAAGGUACUGGAAAUUGAAAGAAUUGGAGAGUAAAAAGGAACAAAGGGAAAAUCAUAAAUACACUUGUAUCGUUACCAAAAUUGGACCACAGAUAGAAGAUUGGAAUUUAUCGAAAGCCUUAUGUGUUGAAAUGGGAUUAGAGUUGGAAAUAUUAACUCAAUCAAGCAAAAUUGACACAAUUGGAACAAUUAUUAAUUGUAACAAAAUUUUGUACAUAGAUUCAGUUGAGGGAAGAUGUGUUCUCGCUGAAUAAGAAAAUGUCAUUGGCAAAGAAUACUAAGUAUAGACUCUUUCAUCUCUGGCAAGAUUAUUUAUAUACCAAAUAAACGAUAUUUAUAGACAUUCAAAUAAUAG